Molecule: messenger RNA, 2544 nt
Organism: Mixia osmundae IAM 14324
Lineage: Eukaryota; Fungi; Basidiomycota; Mixiomycetes; Mixiales; Mixiaceae
Product: glycosyltransferase family 90 protein
Exons: 5
Coding region: 1-2544 (847 amino acids)
Source: RefSeq, a predicted model, not a curated record
AUGAAUGACCUGCCGCCCGAGGCAAGCAGGCCAGGGCAUCAGGCUAUCCAGAGGGGGACAGCAUCGGCGCCUGCCUCUUUCGAUGGCUUGAGCCAGCGCUAUCGUCAGCAAGCCGGCCUCGAGGCUGCUCCUCCCCUCUCUCGCGACUCUUCAGGCUCCGGCGCAAGUCUACCCAACGGAGUUGUCAUCUCAGCACCCUCGCCUCGCUUCAUACAACACCACCAUUCGUUCUCCUCUCAACCUCAGCGUACAUCCCCUCACCUGCUGGCUGCACACCACAGGACGCACAGCUUCCAAGACUCGACCUCGAGCAACGGAUCACCGUAUAGUGUCUCGCCGUUGAGCGGCAACUCCGUCACCCAUGGAGCCUAUGGACCGAGCGGCAGUGGCAUCUGGGCCAAUCUAGCGCCCGGCAGCGCACACCAUCUUCGCCAUUCUUCGAGCAAUGGAUCACUCAACCAGCCUUUCUACGGCGAACCGACCAGCAGAGGCCAUUCACCCAAUCGCAGCCUAUCGCCAAAUCCGAGAGGACUGCACAGCAGACAUGGAAGCUCGGACAGCCUCUUGUCGGCCUACGGCGGCUCACAUAGUCUGUCGAAGCUGAGUCCAAGCGUCGGCCUGGGACUGCACCGACGCGGCCAUGCUUCUGCAGAUAUAUUAGGCGAGCCAGACUACUUCCAGCUGAGUCGCAGUCCCAGCACAAGUCCACUCGAAGGACCUUCAGCUUCGCCACGCGAUCGCUCAAAGGAGACGCGGCGCGAAUCUAGGACUCGCAAGCGGUUCGUCUGGGCAUUUGGCUUGCUGUUCGGCAGCGUGGCCAUCUACCUGCUGCGCUGGCAUCUCAACAAGCCGCCCCCGCCACCAAUCACCUUGCGCGAACCUGAUCAACAGGUGCGGUAUAAUGACGAAAAGGGAAUCGCUUACAUCUCGCCCGACCAAGCCAAACAUCCGAUCUUGGAUCUUAUGAGACAUGCACAUAUAGAAUGGUCAAACAAGCUCGGCCGUCAAUCGAGGACGCUCAAGGAUGCUGUUCACGAAUAUAAGCGAAGAUAUAGAUGCGCGCCGCCGAGAGGCUUCGACAAGUGGUUCCGCUUUGCGCAAGAGAACGGCGUCAUUCUGACUGACGAAUAUGACCAGAUCUGGCGAGAUAUCGAGCCCUUUCGCGGAAUACCUUCGCAGAUCUACAAGGAUCGGAUGAUGGAUGUAAUGGAAAGGCCCAGAACCUUCACAUUCGUGUUCGACGGCGCAAGUCCAGUCGACUACAGCAUCAUUGGCGAUUCGGUCAGCGAAGGAGACGAUUUGGCUCUGCUCAUCGACCAAAUAUCGGCAUUGAUUCCCGGUUCCAUGACCAUGACAGUCAUCGCGGACGACAAGUCAAGCCACCAGAGCACUUGGGAGUAUCUUGACAAGCUGCGUCUGCUCGGCGCGGGCGCUUUCAAGGAGCAUCGCUUCAAUCAGCCUGACCGACCUAUUGAUGAUCACGAGCUGCUCAUGUCCGACACUGCCAAAGCAUGUCCGCCUGAGUCUGCCGCGCGUCUCGACGAGCUACGCGACGGUACCGUACCCGAUGCGCCGGAGCCGACCUCAUGGCAGCCUGCCUCGUUAGAAGGCUUUAUCUAUGAUCACUCGAAAGCCAUGGACCCGUGUCUGAAUCCGGAGAUGCGAUGGAUACACUCUUCAGCAACAGUCAAUGGCCACUUGCACCCCUACCUCAUGCCCUUCAUGACCUGGUCCAAAUCACACUUGCAAUCCGACAUACUCAUCACGCCCACCCAGCAGCACACAGACGAGGACGAAGACUGGGAGAUAGAUCCCGAAUGGGAUGACAAGCCGCUUUCGGCUGCCAUCUGGCGAGGGUCAUCGACGGGAUCAGAGUUCGUCAAGGGCAACGAAGUCCGCUGGAGGCUUUCGCAGAGAUGGCGGCUGCAUAAGCUAGCCAAAGCGACACCGGGCGAUCGCGAGAUCAUGUGGACUGUCGGUGAUGGCCGUCUACGAAAAGUCACAAAGCCCUAUGCUGAGCUCAAUGCGGCUUAUCUCAACGCGAGUCUGGCAGGCCGCCCCUUGCAAUGUGAUCAGGACACAUGCUUGGACAUGGCCCUUGACGUACCGUUUUCGCCGUUUGUCAGUCUAGCACAGUCUUACAAACACAAGUAUCUACUUGACGUAGAUGGCAAUGCCUUUUCGGGUCGAUUCAGGAGGUUCAUGUUCACGAACUCGGCCGUUCUCAAAGCAACGGGAUAUCCAGAGUGGAUGACGGAGCGCAUACAGCCUUGGGUGCACUACAUUCCGGUCCAAUUGGACUAUAGCGACAUCUAUGAUAUCAUGGCAUUCUUCACGGGGGUCGAUGGCAAAGGCGCACACGACGAUCUUGGCAGAGAGAUUGGACAGGCGGGCAAGGAGUGGGCGAGAGAUCACUGGCGACGACGUGAUAUGGCUGCGUACAUGCUCCGCGUGCUGCUGGAGCUCUGUCGACUGCAGAACAGAGACGAAAAAGACAGCUGGGACUUUGUCCUGCCCGAAGACACCCAAUCUGACGAGCUGUGA